AUGAGCCGAGCGCUCUGGGGGCUCCUCCUCUCCUGGAUCACGGCAGCUCAGGUGAGAGGGAUGCAGCAGGUCCAGGAGUCACCAUCCCCUGCGGGGUUUCCAGGGUGCAAGAAGGCCAUGCAGCUCUCAAGCCUGGAAGUCCUGCCUGGAGGGGGCUGGGAUAACCUCAGGAACUUGGACAUGGGCAGAGUCAUGAACUUGGGCUACUCGCUAUGCAAGACCACAGAAGAUGGGUCCUACAUCAUCCCAGAUGAGGUCUUCACCAUCCCUCGCAAGCAGAGCAACCUGGAAGUCAACUCAGAGAUCAUUGAGUCCUGGAAGGAUUACCAAAGCACCACCUCUGCCUCCAUCAACAUGGAGCUGUCCCUCUUCUCCUCCAUCAAUGGCAAAUUCUCAUAUGACUUUCACCGGACCAAGACUCACCAAGUCAAGGACCAGGCGGUCACCACCCGAGUCCAGGUCAGGAACCUGGUCUACACCGUCAAAAUCGACCCAGGAGCAGCCCUGGACAAGAGCUUCAAGAAGCAGCUGCUGCUGAUUGCCAGCCACCUGGAGAACAACCAGACGCGGAUGGCCGAUUUCCUGGCGGAGCUGCUCGUGCUCAACUAUGGCACCCACGCCAUCACCUCCGUGGACGCCGGAGCCACCUUGGUCCAGGAGGAUCAGGUCAAGGCAACCUUCGUGAAGGACAGCUGGGCCACGCGGAGCGCGGUCACCGCCUCGGCCGGCGUGGCCUUCCACAGCAUCAUCGAAGCGAAAACCCAGGGCUCCGAGGACGUCAGCUCUGCUUUCACCAAGCAGUACAUGGAGAACCGCACCAACUCCAGGGUGGAGAGCAUCGGCGGCAUCCCCUUUUACCCGGGCAUCACCCUCCGCACGUGGCAGGAGGGCACCAGGAACCAGCUGGUGGCCAUUGACCGCUCGGGG
Messenger RNA from Tinamus guttatus (white-throated tinamou), 927 nucleotides. It is a transcript of the gene MPEG1, whose product is annotated as macrophage expressed 1. NCBI's taxonomy places the organism in Eukaryota, Metazoa, Chordata, Aves, Tinamiformes, Tinamidae. Gene Ontology annotation, biological process: defense response to bacterium. The record is from RefSeq and is a predicted model, not a curated record.